AUGGCUUUACCACCAUCUCCAUUGAACCAAAAGAGUUCGCGGGUUUACUCGGUGGCACGAGUUUAUAAGGAUGCGUGUGAAAAACGGCCGCAGGAGUACUGGGAUUAUGAGCAAGGAGUUACUAUAGAAUGGGGCAGGAUAAACAAUUACGAGAUUGUGAAUAAAAUCGGACGUGGGAAAUAUUCAGAAGUGUUUCGAGGCAAAUGUGUGGUGAAUGACGAAUACUGUGUGAUCAAAGUUUUGAAACCGGUCAAACUUAAGAAGAUUUAUCGAGAGCUCAAGAUUCUGACGAAUUUGACAGGUGGCCCCAAUGUGAUCGGGUUGUUAGACAUCGUACAGGACCCAGGCAGCAAGAUUCCCGCACUCAUUUUCGAGGAAGUGAGAAACGUAGAUUUCCGGACGUUGUAUCCUACGUUCACGUUGCAAGAUAUACAGUACUAUUUCAAGCAGUUGCUCAUCGCACUAGACUAUUGCCAUUCCAUGGGCAUUAUGCACAGAGACGUCAAACCCCAAAACGUGAUGAUUGACUCUUCAGCUCGUAAACUACGGCUUAUCGACUGGGGGUUGGCCGAGUUCUACCACCCGGGUGUCGACUACAACGUCCGUGUCGCGUCGCGGUACCACAAGGGUCCCGAAUUGCUUGUGAACCUCAACCAGUACGACUAUUCGCUUGACCUAUGGUCUGUCGGAUGCAUGCUUGCAGCGAUCGUGUUCAAGAAGGAACCAUUUUUCAAAGGUAGUACCAACCCGGACCAGUUGGUCAAGAUCGCGCGCGUUUUGGGGACUAAAGAGCUGUUAGCGUAUUUGGACCAUUACGGACUUAAAUUGCCUCGUGAUUACGACAAUAUCAUGAAGGACUUCGAGCGCAAGGAUUGGUCGUUUUUCGUUACUUCCGAUACUCCUCUGGCAACGCCCGAACUAGUAGACUUGAUUGACCAUUUGCUGAGAUACGAUCAUCAACAAAGACUCACGGCAAAAGAGACCAUGGACCAUCAAUUUUUCCAUUCGGAAUUCUAA
Molecule: messenger RNA, 1017 nt
Organism: Lachancea mirantina
Lineage: Eukaryota; Fungi; Ascomycota; Saccharomycetes; Saccharomycetales; Saccharomycetaceae
Source: the annotation of a GenBank genome assembly